Messenger RNA from Colletotrichum higginsianum IMI 349063, 459 nucleotides. RefSeq lists its product as uncharacterized. The record is from RefSeq and is a predicted model, not a curated record. The coding region runs from base 1 to 459 and encodes 152 amino acids. NCBI's taxonomy places the organism in Eukaryota, Fungi, Ascomycota, Sordariomycetes, Glomerellales, Glomerellaceae. The transcript has 2 exons.
AUGAACCGCAUCAAGAACGGCAUCUCCCACCUCCAUCACACUUUGGGGCGGCCAAAGAAAGGGUCCGGCCCCGGAAACUGCGGCAGAGUCAGCAGCGCUGGUCGCUCCGCCAUCUGGUGGUGCAACGAUGAGAGUGGACGAAGCAUGAAGGAACUCGUAUCAUUCGGCUCCAUCGCCGGCGGCACUCAAGACCUCGUGGAUGGGCGUCAGAUCGACAGCGGCCUCUCGGCUCAGAUGGCCGGGCAGGUGUUUUACAAGACGAACUGGAACGAUAUUGUGCGCUGGGACGGCGGAAACUGCGGCACGUUGCUGUCCCGUGACUUAGGUGGUAAUGGUGGAAACUGGAGACCAGCGGCCUUCUGGAUGCAUACCUGGACGGGACGGCCUAGGGUGGGCUUCCUGAGUGGGCGAUGGACGGCGAUGAAGCCCUGUGCGGGCCGUUUCUUUGUCUCUUCUUAG